Molecule: messenger RNA, 1383 nt
Organism: Neltuma alba
Lineage: Eukaryota; Viridiplantae; Streptophyta; Magnoliopsida; Fabales; Fabaceae
Product: UPF0496 protein At2g18630-like
Source: RefSeq, a predicted model, not a curated record
UCGCGGCUGUGAAAUCUCAUCUUAAUUCCAGCUCCCUAUUCGCACCAAAAUUCGUUAUGAUGGGAGGGCAGUCCAGCAAGACGAGUAAGGCUGAUGUGCCUUUGGCUGUCAGAUUGGGUACCAAUUCCCAGUUCGCAGCUGACUUGAAGUCGUACGAAACUGCAUGUGUGGCCGACCCGAACUUACAAUCCUUCGACGCCUCCAUUCAAGAGCGAACUAACAGGGUGAUCAACUCACUUGCCAAUGGGGUUCAGGUUCGCUCCUUAUCUCUUGAUUCUCUGAGAGAAGUGACUGAUACUCUGCUAGAAAAUCACGAGGAAGUGGUCAGAAUCUUUCUGGCAUGCAAGAACGAUAUAAUGAAGAACGAAGACCUAUCCUCCUUGGUUGACGAGUUUUUUGAAAAUAGCCUCUUGACAUUGGAUUUCUGUAAUGAACUUCAUCAGUGCUUGAGACGGGCACGUGAUAACCAGGUAAUAAUUAAGUCAGCGCUCAACCAUUUUGCGGUAGAGGGCGAAAAUGGAGUGGAAGGGGCGAGGUAUGUAGAAACGUUGCAGCAACUGAAGAAAUUUACCGACGCUGGAGACCCCUUCACGCAAGAGUUUUACUUGUUGUUUGAGUCGGUUUAUGCUAAGCAGGUAUCAAUGUUGGAGAAACUGCAAGCCAGAAAGAGGAAGCUUGAUAAGAAACUGAAAUCCCUCAAGGCAUGGAGGAGGGUGGCAAAUGCCAUUUUUUUGACCGCAUUUGUUUCUGUGUUGAUUUUCUCGGUGGUGGCAGCUGUUGUUGUUGCACCACCUAUAGUAGCGGCUUUAGCUGGCGCAUUGACUGUUCCAAUAGGCUCAGUAGGAAAAUGGUGUAAUUCACUAUUUCAGGGAUAUGAGAAAGCCGUGAGCCAAAGGGAAGUGCUUAGCUCAAUGGAGUUUCGUACCUAUAUCACAUUACAGGACUUGGAUAGCAUUCGAUCCCUGGUCAACAAAUUGGAAAUAAAGAUUGGGUCAAUGUUGCAUAAUGCUGAUUUUGCUCUCAAGGAUGAGGAUGCUAUGGAGCUUGCACUCGAUGAGAUCAAGAAGCAGAUGGAACAUUUUUCCGAGAGUAUUGAGACUUUGAAUGAGCAUGCUGAUAGAUGUAGUCGGGAGAUAAGGAAAGCUAGGACAGUGAUUAUACAUAAGAUAAUCAAACCUCCACGUUGAUAGUUCUUUGCUGUGUCUAGUGAUGGCUUUUAAUUUUUAGCUUACUAUUCUGGACCAUUUAAGACUUGCUGAUUAAACACCUGGAUUAUUCAUUGGGGUGCGUCAAAAGAAAUACAGGGAUGGUACUUGUGUAUAACAUUUCUGUGCUUGAUGUGUAUGGAUCUCUUAAAGAUAUAUAUAUUUAUAUACAUACAUA